GACUCCAAAAGAUAAAGAAAUGCACAGACAGAGCCCAACUACCAUCCGACCCUUUCCAUCCUCACCAGCAGUGAAAUCUCCACACAGCGCUACCAUGAGUAUGAGGAUCACACGCAGCAGCCGCCAAGGAGUACGCAUGUCUUCAGGGGGCUUCAGUAGCAUGUCCAUGGGAUCCUACUCCAUCCCCAGGAUCAGCGGGGCUCACCAGGAGGCCUCGAUUACAGCUGUGACUGUCAACAAGAGCCUGCUCACCCCAAUUAAGAUAGACAUUGACCCGAGCUUCCAAGCUGCUCGCAGCCAAGAGAAAGAGCAGAUCAAGACCCUCAACAACCGUUUUGUCUCAUUCAUUGAUAAGGUAAGACACCUGGAGCAGCAGAACAAAAUGCUGGAAACCAAGUGGAAGCUGUUGCAGGGACAGACUGCCACCUCCUCUAACGUUGAACCCAUGCUGAAGGCCUACAUCGCCGACCUCCAAAGGCAGCUGGAGUCUCUCAACAAUGACAAACAAAAACUUGACAUGGAGAGCAAUGCCGUGCACAAAAAUGUGGACGACUACAAGACAAAGUAUGAGACAGAGAUCAUCCAGAAGAAUGAUGCAGAGCAUGAAUUUGUCAUGCUCAAGAAGGAUGUAGACGCAAGGUACAUGUCCAAGAUGGAACUGGAAGACAGUGUGUGUGUUAUCCGGGAUGAAUUCAACUUCCUCAAGGCUCUGUAUGACGAGGAGCUGCGUGAGCUGCAGGAGAGCCUGAAGGAGACCUCUGUGGUGGUGCAGAUGAACAACUCCCGUGGCCUAAAUAUGGAUCAGAUUGUGUCUCAGGUGAAGGCUCAGUAUGAGGACAUUGCUGCCCGCAGCCGCGAAGAAGCUGAAAGCUGGCACAAAAACAAGUUUAACCAGAUGACUGCAGAAGCCGACCAAUACGGCAAUGAGCUGCGUAGCACAAAGGGGGAAAUAUCUGAGCUCAACCGAAUGAUCAGCCGCCUGCAGAAUGAGAUCCAGGCUGCAAAGGCACAGCGUACCAACCUUGAGGACCAGGUAGCCGAAGUGGAGCAGCGUGGGGAGGGGGCCGUGCAGAAUGCCAAGGCUCGCAUCAGGGACCUGGAGCUGGCUCUGCAGCGGGCCAAGCACGACAUGGCUCUGCAGCUCAGAGAGUACCAGGAGCUCAUGAGUGUGAAAAUGGCACUGGACAUAGAGAUCUCCACCUAUAGGAAGUUACUGGAGGGAGAGGAGGAAAGACUUGGAAAGGACUCUAUUCUCAACAUCCAAACAGUCCACACCAACACCGUCCAGGUUGACAACUGCAGGCCACGAAGACGAAGUGCAGUUCUCAUCAAGACAGUGGAGACCGAGACCCAUGGCAAGACAUGCACCAUUGCAGCACAUUAGCCUGUUGGAUUACUGUGGCCAUUUAACUUUUAGUGUAAUCUCUUUGUAACCUACAAUAGGCCAACUACACAAAUAAGCCAAUGUGUGUAUUUGUUUAUUUUUAUUUUCCUUUUGGAUGUCACAUUAUUUACCACUCCCUGUGUUUAAAAUAAAGAUCAAGUCUACUC
Molecule: messenger RNA, 1551 nt
Organism: Etheostoma spectabile (orangethroat darter)
Lineage: Eukaryota; Metazoa; Chordata; Actinopteri; Perciformes; Percidae
Product: intermediate filament protein ON3
Exons: 9
Coding region: 20-1384 (454 amino acids)
Biological process (GO): intermediate filament organization; keratinization
Cellular component (GO): keratin filament
Molecular function (GO): structural constituent of skin epidermis
Source: RefSeq, a predicted model, not a curated record